AUGGAUUGCUUUUUUGUUCAAGUUGAACAGAGAUUAAAUCCCGAUCUAAAAGGAAAACCUUGUGCUGUGGUGCAGUACACGGGCAGCGGUGUGAUAAUUGCUGUAAGUUAUGAAGCACGUGCUUUUGGUGUAACUCGGGGAAUGAGAAAACAAGAUGCCAAGGCAAAAUGUCCUGGCAUUUUAUUACAAAAAGUCCCUGAAUUAAGGGGAAAAGCUGAUCUCACUAAAUACCGAGAAGCAGGAGCAGAAGUUAUGAAAGUUUUUUCACAGUUCUGUCACUGUGUGGAGAGAGCUAGUAUAGAUGAAGCCUACCUUGAUUUGACAAAUGAAAUUGAAACCAAACUGAAGACACAGGAUCCAGAUAUUUUAUCCUUAGCUGAUAAAUUGCGGAACACAUAUGUGAUUGGUUGGGAAAACAACCAGACAGAAAAUAAUGUUUCAACUGAUUGUAAGAAAUGUGUCAGGAAUUGGUUGGAAGCAAUCCAGACUUCACAAUCAGAACCUGAUAUCAAAUUAGCAAUUGGUGGUUGUCUUGUAGAACAGAUGAGAGCUGCUGUUUAUGAACAAACUGGAUUCCGUUGCUCUGCUGGUGUUUCUUGCAAUAAAAUGUUAGCCAAAUUAGCUGCUGGUAUUCAUAAACCCAACCAACAGACUAUCCUGCCUCAUGCUUCUGUAGAAUCCUUCUUUGUGACUCUGCCUUUAAGAAAAGUCCGUAAUUUGGGAGGCAAGCUUGGCGCUGAAUUGUGUGAAGAGCAUGGAGUAAAGAACAUGUCAGAUUUGUGCCAGUUUACAAAGCAACAACUUUGUGACAUGUAUGGAAGAAAAACUGGAGAGUGGCUUUAUGCAUUGUGUCGUGGUUAUGAUUCAGAGCCAGUUGCUGCAAGACAAUUACCCAAAAGCAUUGGUUGCAGCAAAAAUUUCCCAGGCAAAGAUGCUUUAGAUACAAGAGAAAAAGUAAAAUAUUGGCUUUCACAAUUAUCCACCGAAGUGGAAGAACGCCUACUUAAAGAUAAGGAAGAUAACAAACGUAUAGCUACAUCAAUGAUUGUGGGACUUCGGUACCAAGACCCUAUUUCUCAGAACUCUGUUGUGAGCAGCCGUACUGUUGCAUUGGUGCAAUAUAACAGACACAAAUUUGCAGCAAAUGCUUUCACCUUGUUACAACAGUUCAACUUCAAUUCUCCACAUCAAGCCUCAUGGACUCCACCUGUUAACAUGUUAAGUAUAUCUGCUGGAAAAUUUGUAGAAAUUGGAAUCACUCACUUUGACUCCAGAAUCACCUGGAUUUAUUUUCACAUAUUUAUGCUCACAAACACAUUUUCUUUAUGA
This is a messenger RNA of Acanthosepion pharaonis, 1329 nucleotides long. Lineage: Eukaryota; Metazoa; Mollusca; Cephalopoda; Sepiida; Sepiidae. The record is from the annotation of a GenBank genome assembly.